This is a messenger RNA of Monodelphis domestica (gray short-tailed opossum), 5220 nucleotides long. RefSeq names its product ciliary microtubule associated protein 2 (gene CIMAP2). The record is from RefSeq and is a predicted model, not a curated record. Lineage: Eukaryota; Metazoa; Chordata; Mammalia; Didelphimorphia; Didelphidae.
UCUCCCAUUCCCCUGCUCCUUUUCUAGUCCUCCCCACAGCCUCUUUCUUCUCUGGUCCCUUCUUCCCCACCUCCUUUCUCCUUCCUUUUUUCUUUCCAUUCUCUUCGCCCACCACAAUUCUAGGUCAUAAGAGCCGGGAGAGCGUUGCCUGGCAGCUAGGGCGGGGCGAGUAGUGUAAAGGAGCCUCCCCCAUGCUAGAAAGCUUACAGCGGAUCCAGUGAACCUUCCCAGUGCUAGAAAGCUUAGUGGCAAUCCGGGGAACUUCCUGCAACACUUGGAAGGCGUCUUUCAGGAGUUUGCAGGAUGCCAGAAAAACGUUUUGCUGGAGCGCCCUUCGGGAGCCAGUCAGCCAGAUUUGAUGUGGCAUCGUUGAUUAUUCCGCGGAGCAAGACAGUGCCCACCUUCCCUUCGGUGUUGUAUUCCAAGCAGUAUCUGCCACCCCGGGUCGAGAUGGGACCUGGGAAGUACACCUUAAUUGAUGGAUGCUUCAAAGAGGAAGAGGUGAAGCAAGCCCUUGGGAGUGGAUGGGCCAAGGCUGAGGAAGCCAACAGGCUAACCCAGUUGCCUCACUUCCAGUAUAAUCCUGUCAUCAAAGAAAAGAAAUCCCUUAAAGAAAAAGUUGGUCCUGGAUCAUACAACUAUAAGGAUUUUCUUGAAUUGGCUCAGGAAAGACCAUGCAGCACCAUUGGCAUGCUGAGCUCAGGGGGAGUACGCUUUUCCAAGAUGGCAGGGAAUUUUUAUCCUGGCCCUGGGAAUUAUGGGAAAGGAGGGAACCCCUACACAGAGAUGGAGGAGAAGGCCUGGGAACGAUCACAUACCAAAGGAAUUAUGUGUACCAAGUCAAAGAAGACUUUGGCCCCCUCCAGUGAGGGCAGUGGCUUAGCACCUUGUACCUACAACUUUAAAAGUGGAGUGGAAGAAUUACUGAAGCGCAGCACCAGCAAGCGUGGGCCCUAUGAUCUUUUCACAGGAGAUCGUUCCAUGCCCAUUGCUUAUGGACAUUUUGCCAAAAUGAAUUUGGAGAAGGGAGACAAACAACCUGGAUUUGUACUUGAAAAGAAAAAAAAGUCAUACGAGAUAUUCUCAUGCAAGACCUUUGUGGAUGAGCUGAAUUCGAAUGCCAGGAAGAAACAUGGAGUCUUUGCAAAGCUCUCCCGGAGCCCAGCUGUACCCACUGAGAGGAUAUACUGUGCUACUCUCAGCCAGUGGCCCAUCAAACCGUCUGACCUUGGUCCAGGUUCCUUCAACCCGAAACCUGUGCCAGGGUUUGCAUUAGCCAAACCGCCUCCAUUUGGGACCAAUUCCAAGAGGGUGGACCUGAAAGCCUAUCAGCAUUUUGUUGGAAACACGAACCCAGUAGGUGUUGGACGCUACAACAACACAAAGCACGAGGCAAAGGAUUCUCGGCAACGGUACCGGUCUCUCUACCUGUCCAGACCCGAACGCUAUCCUUGUGAAAAUUACAUGAAGGAAUUUCUUCUGCAGGAACGGCUCAUCCCCUUUAACAAAGGGAAGAAUUUUCAAUUUGAGGAUCACAGUUCUGGAUCCCCUCCCUGCAAUAUGUUAGCACGAUGUCUGGACACGGGGCGUGAACCAUGCCCUUUUAUGGAAGCCUAGAGAUCUACAGGAGGAGGGGGGCACCGGGAGGGAGACUGGGGAGGAGAAGAAGACACUGCAAAUGCUGUGGCGACUUAACUCAUCACGUCGGCCUGGGGCUAGCGCCGGAGACCACAGGGAUGCUGGGGACACAUCUUGGCUUCAAGAGGUCAGUUCAUUUCGAGCCCAAAGAGACCCUCUGAUUUAAGCAGGCAAAGAAGGCCAGUCAACCCAAGCAAACUGCAGGACGAGUUUGGGAUGAGGCCUCCUAACUCUCCUUUUGCAAAACAGAUUCCCUGGUUUGGGGGCAUUAAAAAGUAUACAUUGAAGGGGAUGCAUAGAGCCUAUGUGGGGUCUGAGCCAGGAGCAUGAGGAAGAGAGCGGAGCAUCCAGCAAAGAGGUGUGUGUGUGUGUGUGUGUGUGUGUGUGUGUGUGUGUGUGUGUGUGUGUGUGUGUGAGUAAGUGAGUGUGAGAGAGAGAGAGACAGACAGACAGAUAGACAGACAGACAGACAGACAGAUUCAUGAGUAGGGUCCAGAGGUACUUUCAACUUGAGAUGCCACCUCCUAACUAGGGCCUUGAGAGUGCCAAGGAGGAAGAAAAGAAGGAUGGGAUGGAAAGGAGGUAGGUAGGGAGUUUUCAGGAGACCCCCCCCCCCUCCCAGCUUGUGGCUUACCUGUGAGACCUCUGGUAAGUCAUUUCCUAUUGUGAAGAUUGGAUUUGGCUCUCUCUUGAUUGUAACAAUGAAGGUACUUAACUCUUCCUUGACUGUGAAGAUUAAAUUGUAAUCCCGGUCUAUUUUUAGAUUUUAGUCCCCAAAGUAUCAACACAAUUCUUAAAGUUGAUCUACCCAUUUUGGAUUUUAACCAUAAAAGGUGUGAAUACCCAUUGCAUACACUGAGGGGGAGGUCUGUGACCCACGUGUGAAAGAGUGGGCAGGCCUGGAGUGGAGCAUCAGCUGUGAUUGGUAGGCGUAAAAUUUAGGGGAAGUGACCCAAGAAUAAAAGGUCUUUAAAAGUGGAAACAGAGACACUCAGACUUGGAAUGAAGAGGGACACUUGGCUGUGGAACUCAAUCCUGGAGGAGCUCAUGUGGGAGAUCUCAGACUUUCUUUCCUUUUAGAAGGUCACUGUGGUAAGUGUAAAGGCUGACUUCCUUCCUUGCCCUUCUUGUAGGUGUAAGCCUCCAGGAAAGGCCCAUCCUCUUGAAACUCCUUUCCCAUGGCUGGGGCCUUAGAAUUGCUACCUGGGUCAGAGGAAGCUCUCUCUCUCUCUCUCUCUCUCUCUCUCUCUCUCUCUCUCUCUCUCUCUCUCUCUCUCUCUCUCUCUCUCUCCCCUCCUCCCUUCUCUCUCUCUCCCCCCUCCUCCCUUCUCUCUCUCUCUCCCCUCCUCCCUUCUCUCUCUCUCUCCCCUCCCUUCUCUCUCUUGCUCUCUCUCUCUCCUCCCUUCUCUCUCUCUCAGAUCUCUCUCUCACACCCCUCUCCCCAAUUCCCUCUCUCUCCCUCUCCCCCUCUCUUUCCUCUCCCCUCCCCCCUCCUCUCUUCCUUAAUAUCUUCCCUCUAUUGUAAAAUAAACUACCAUAAAUUCCAUUUGACUUUAGUAAUUCAAUUUUGGGAUUUAGAAAUUGUGGAGGAGAGAAAUUACUAGGCAUGCAAAAGGGCAAGAAGCAUCUCAAAGACAUAACUAAAAACAACAUACAAUAAAUCUCCUUGUGAAAAAAUUCAAACAUCAAAAAGAUAAGAAAACUUCAAAUUCAUAGUCCUGACAAAAUUCUAAGAACGUAUACUAUUAUGCUUACACCCGCCCAUGAAGAGGACCACAUGUAAUGCUUACUUCCACACAUGAAGAAUAACUAAUGAAUUCUGACAAGCACUCAUGAAGAACUCAUAGCUUACUUCCAUGGAAAUUUCAAUCUUACAUGCACAUGUAAAAACCUCACACGCAUGCAUGUUCCUGAUUGUUCCAGUAUGUUCCUGAUUGUUCCAGUUUGUUACUGAAUUGAAGAACACAGGACUACAAUCAAGAGUGACAGCAGACAAGAGUGGCGUGCUGACCAGAUGAUGAAGGACACAGAGUUUCUACAAUCAACAUCAAAGGACAUGGAAGGACUUUGAAAGUUUGUACUUGUGAUCAUGAGGUUAUAUAAGCAUGCGAUGUACAUGUUAACAUUACAUAUAUACAUGCACAUGCUACACACUAAGAUAUAAUGUAGGAAGAUAUCCCAUGGAAUGGGUAAGUAUGCAACAUACGCACAGUUGAAAAACACAAAAGUCACACUGAUAAAUAAAUUUCUGUGGAAAAUUCAAACAGACAAAGAUAAUUUGCCUUUAAUAAAAUAAUUUAAUAAAACAAUAAAAUAAAAAAAAGAAUAAAAAAAUUCUUUGAGUUUGCACAGAAAUCUAGAACAAUGUAUGUGGAUGUACACAUGUAAAUACUAAUGUACUAACAACCUAACUAUAUUAGAAUAAUUUAUUAAUGUUCUAAUGACUAAACUAUAGGGACAGUUUAGAAAAUGUGUUCAAAGUCUUAGGGAAGUAGGGACAGACCUUAAACUACUUAAGCAGAGAAGUUAGAUUGCAUUAUAAUUGUAGGUUACUAAUUGUUAGUAAUAGAAAAUUUUGCUUAAUUGAAUUAUAGUCAUCAGGAGAUAAGACAGCUACAUAUUCAAAAAUGCUGUUAAAAUUAUUGGAAUUGUUUAAAAUUGUUCCAUGAUUUGUUAUUAUGUCAAAAACCAUGUUCAUGUAUAAUCUGUAUUACCUAAACCAUUUUCCAAUGCCCAAAAGAGCAUAGAAUUAGAUAGAAUAGCUAAGAUAAAUUUAGGAUUUGUUAUUUGGGGAAGGUAAAGGGAUAUUUAAUAUAGUACAGGGUUAAGAAUUAGAUAGUUAGGGGGCAGCUGGGUAGCUCAGUGGAUUGAGAGCCAGGCCUAGAGACGGGAGGUCCUAGGUUCAAAUCUGGCCUCAGCCACUUCCUAGCUGUGUGACCCUGGGCAAGUCACUUGACCCCCAUUGCCUAGCCCUUACCACUCUUCUGCCUUGGAGCCAAUACACAGUAUUGACUCCAAGACGGAAGGUAAGGGUUUUAAUUUAAAAAAAAAAGAAUUAGAUAGUUAGAAAUAUAACAAAAUAUAUCUAAAAGGUAAGUAUCAUUAAAAUUGCUGGUUGCAAUUUUUUCAAGACAAAAAGGGAGGAAUUGUGGAGGAGAGAAAUUAUAAGGCAUGUAAAAGGACAAGAAGCUGGACAUCAAUCAGCUUGUCAAUCAAAGGAAAAUUCCAUUUGGAAUGUGACUGGGAAACAGUUGAAGGCAAAAGCCAAUAGUGACUGGAUUUCUGGGCUUUUGGUUGAUGGUGGUGACUUUGAAGGAAGAAGCUGAGUUUAUCUCUGGGACUUGGGAUAAUCAAGUUGGAGGUGGCCUGGCCGAUUUGAAGGCAGAAGAAGAAGGACAAUAGUCCAUAUAGCUCUCUCUGACUGGCUCUGUUUCAUGGUAGUGACUUAAUUGCCAUUUCUCUUAAUAUCCUCCAACCUAAGACUCAUUGUAGAUAAUAGGGAAAGCUCUACCCCUCUUACCUUAUCCUCUGUCUUUCCUAUUUCCCCCCAAUAAAUCCUUACUUGAGAUAAAGAAGAGAAAA